AUGACUGAGAAUAUGCCUAACAAGGACCCCUUUGACAGCGGAAGUGACGUUUUCAGUGAUGCUGUGAAUCUUGUUAGCAAUAUGCCACUCUCGGAGUAUUUCAGCGCCGAUGAACUCAGUGAAGGUAGACUUGAGACGAACCUAUCAGAUGCAAAGGUAAGAGACCUUGAACUGUGGGAUUCCGACGAUGUGUUAAGAUCCAACAGCCGAUUGAAGGAACUAAUUUUUGAUAUCGAAAGUCAGCAGAUGAGCUGUGAAGGUUACCCACAAUUCUCAUCAGGUAAUAGUAGUAACGUGGUUCAGGAUGUUACUGUGACAGCUCGUGAAACGGAGACAGCGUUGGAAAGCCUUGGAAUGUCUCAAUUUAGAAACUUAGAAGUGGUAAACACUGCAAAGGCCCCAACUAAAUCCUCCGAUGAAGUAUCGGAAUUUCAGUACUCUGAAAAAGUUAUUUCGUUGCUUACUAGCAAAAUGUCCAUGAGUUCAGAUGUAGAAAGAAAAUCACAAAAAGGUCAUCAACUGGAAAGUUCAAGGCAGCCUGAAAAUUGGCCACAUAGAGAUAGUUUACUGGAAAAUCCUUCAGCAAAUGAAUUAGAUAGCAAGGAAGAGCAUGAUCCUCCAAACAACUCGAUUGCCUCCAUUCAUAGGAAUAAAUCCAUUGUAAAAGUAAUUUCUUCAAUGCAAGGAAUGUUCAAGAAAAGAGAACCUGUACUUAUUUCAAGAGAUCUAUCCCCAACACAAAUAAUAAGCUUAACCGUACCGAGAAAGUUUCUGCAAAAUGACGGAAAAAGCAAAAAAAACAGCUUAAGAAAAUGGAGAAGUUAUAUGGGUCUUAAUCAAAGUAAGAGAGAUAUGAAAAUUCAUGAUACCUCAGAAGUCAAGAAACAACUUAUCAAGACCAUCUCCGAGGGAUCAAUAAGCAUGACAAACUGUACCGACGACAAUCUGAUCGGAUUCUGUAUUGUUCCAGUUAACAACCUUCGUUAG
This is a messenger RNA of Komagataella phaffii GS115, 987 nucleotides long. RefSeq lists its product as hypothetical. The transcript has a single exon. Bases 1 to 987 code for a protein of 328 amino acids. NCBI's taxonomy places the organism in Eukaryota, Fungi, Ascomycota, Pichiomycetes, Pichiales, Pichiaceae. The record is from RefSeq and is a predicted model, not a curated record.